GCUUGAAUUGCGCGAAUUUUUAAACCCUUACUUUCUCAUUCUUUGCCAGUGGUGACCUGUUACCACACUUUCACGGAGAUGAAAAGUUUGGACUUUACUAGUCAUUCCAAUGAUACUUUCGCUUUAAAUUAAAUUCGCUGGGAAAUUACAAUACUGUAAAAAAAUAUAUAAUAAACAACCAAAUGGAAAAUAAGUAUCCUCUGCUAACCACAACCUCAUUCUGACCGUCUUCAUCGACUGGAAAGGAAACAGCUUACAAAACUCGUUCAAAAACGUUGAAUUCCAACAGUACUGGGGAUACAUCUCACACUGGUUCCACAAUCGGGUAUUGUGAGUAAACAAGUAAACAUGAGACAUGCCGUACUGGAGAAAAAAGAAAGUGAAGAAAAAAUAGAAUAAUUUAUUUCGUUCAACACUAAAUAUGAUUAAAAUAUUGCAAAUAUAAUUGAAGGAGAGCCUCAAAAUGUUGAAGAGUCUGUACGAUAUAUGUUUAACCGUGGCAGUGACUGAUUGUGUCUCAGUAUGUAAAUACAAAUUUUGUAAGAAGGAAUUUCGGGCUUUGCCAAAUCACAUACUAUUUGACUUUUAUUAUAAGAUGUAUCUAGAGAAACGACUAUGCUUGCUAGCUGUGGAGUUCAAUGAAUUAGACGUAUUUAUACGAAUGCUGCAGGUGAAGCACAAACGUACUAAAUUACUAAAAAGUUUCCAAGCAUUGAUUGACCAUGGAACGAACGUACCUGAAAUGCUUAUUAAAAAAUAUGUAGCAAGAUGCAACACAGUUGAUUCGUCAGAUACCAACAUAAAUAUAGGACUAAAAUUAGGCACAUUCUUCAAUGAAAGUGGGCUUUUCCAUUAUAGUAUAAUUGUUUUGAAUAUUACUGAAAGCGUUUGUAAAAAACAACCUAGAGAUGUUACCACCCUUAGGAGGUUGCUGGACUGUUACCAUAAACGCAUAUAUGCAGAAGCUACAUACUGCGAAUUUAAAGAGGCUGCAGAAACGUUUAAUUCUACCGUUGCGAUAAUCGAGGAAUUGAAGGCGCUGGACGCUCUACCCAACUUAGCUGGGCUUUACUCAAACUUUUCUUACCUGCACUUCAUCCGAAGCGAGUAUGAAAAGGAAUAUGACUGGUCACAGAAGGCUUUGGCAUUACUGACAGAAGAUUUACCUAGCAGGAUCAUCAUAGACGUGUUGAGGCAGGCAUCGAAAGCGUGCGUACUGAAGCGAAAAUUCAACAAAGCCGGGCUAUUGAUACGCCAAGCGGUGACGUUGGCAUCGGAGCUGUACCUUGAGGAUGGUCAUCCUUAUUUCGCAGACGCCCUCACCGAUUACGCGUUCUAUUUGCUCAAUUCCGAUUCUGUACAGGAGAGCGUUAAGGUGUACGAUAAGGCGUUGAGCAUCAAGAAGGAAGUGUUCGAGAAAAAUAACAUUCAUGUGGCGUUAGGGCACGAGGAUUUGGCGUAUGCGCUCUAUGUGAACGAGUAUAGCUCUGGCAGGUUUUAUCACGCAAGAGAAAACGCAGAACGAUCUAUACGUAUCAUGGAGCGCAUACUGCCGAAAGACCAUCACUUGCUCGCCUCGGUGAAGCGGGUCAAAGCGUUGAUCCUGGAAGAGAUUGCCCUGGACGAGCAAGGCAACAUGUACCUGCAGCUGCAGUAUUUGGAGGAGGCCGAGCAAUUGCACAGGGCCGCACUUGCGCUUUCGCAAAAAUCGUUCGGGGAGGAUAACGUCCAGACCGCCAAGCAUUACGGAAAUCUGGGCAGAUUGUACCAGAGCAUGAAGAUGUACGAUGAAGCGGAAAGGAUGCACGUGAAGGCCAUUAUGAUUAAGGAGGAGCUGCUGGGAAAGGACGAUUACGAGGUUGGACUGAGCACUGGCCACUUGGCGUCCUUGUAUAACUAUCACAUGAAGAGGUAUAGGGAUGCUGAAAAGUUGUACCUUCGCUCACUAGAAAUAAACUUGAGACUGUUCGGAGAGGCGUAUUCAGGCUUGGAAUACGAUUAUAGAGGUUUAGUGAACGUAUACGCGAAACUGCUCGAGCACGAAGGCGUUAUCAACUACAGUCUCAAAAUGACCGAGUGGCAACGAUUGAGAGAAGAACCGAAGAGUCCCGAACAGAAUUUGGAACCGCAACCGUUGAAACAGAUAUUAGAAAAUUAUUUCAACUCCAUGGAGUGAUUGUUAUGUUGAUUGUUCAUUUGCAAACUGCCCUUUUAGUAAGAUAGAAUUAGUACAAAAAUGUUAUUAUUUGACGAGUAUACGCUCCCAUGGAGGGAUUCUGAAAUCGUAAGAUAAAACUACUGCGAUGAUAUUUAAUUGUUUUAUGACAAAUGACGCUAUUAUUAUUCUAUAUUUAUUUCUCAACAGAAUCGUAAAAUGCAUUUUUGAUUCAAGUAUUACUGAAUUUAGCCUCGAACAACAAACACUACGCCUGCACGGAGUCGAAUAAAUCAGCUGGACUGUUAACGAUACUAUGUUUCUUGUACUAUAAAUACAGAUGCCGCGUGUUAUCGUCGCUACUUUCUAUUUUGCACCACUGUUUCUAAUUAUAAUAAUAUCAUGGUGUUGUCAUUAUACCCCAUUCCUAGUCCAUUUACGCUCAAACAAAACACAACAUGCCCUAAAGCGAGAAUGUACAGGACCGUAUUUUCCUCAAUGAUUAUUUUUAUAGAAAGAACUACACAUACUUUUCACAAUUCUUUAUUCGCCGGAAGUACUUAAAUCAUCGUCUGAAUGGUUUAAUAUUAAUUAUUUAUUACAGGUUCAAUUUGAAUAUUGAUCAUAUUGUCCAGGUUGUCUCUUGAACGUGACGGAUGCAGUCUUUCCAAUGGUUUGCCGUCACUCUGUUGACCGCUUCAUAAAACAAAUUUUUCACGUCCGAAAAUUUGAAUGUUCUAUUGGCAUAGUUUUUUAUAUUUGUCCAAAUCAUUUCAGCGGGAUUUAAUUCGCAGUGAUAAGGGGGUAGCCUUGGAUUUGAAUGUUCUAUUGUUUGAUGCCACAUAGUUUUUUAUAUUAGCCGAAAUCAUUUCAAUGGGAUUUAAUUCGCAGUGAUAAGGGGUAGCCUUGAAUCGGUCUUAUUUUGGUUUUUUCGCCAUUUCGUCGAUAACAUUGAGAUUAUAUUUUUAUUUCUGCUACCUGACUAGAUGGGCAAGUUCUGCUUUGACCAUAUUUUCACUGAUACUAAUGUCUUUUGACAGGAGCCAUUGUCGAAUUUCUGCCUUUCUUGUGGACAUUGUGGGAAUUUUUUCUAGUUUUCUAGUGUGGUAUGAGGCGUUAUCAAGUACAAUGACGGCAUUGUCGUCAAGCUUUGAGAGCGUUCAAAUGAACUCGCGUCCAUUUCUGCAUGGUAGUCGGUCCUUUUCUUUAAGUCAAAUGCCCAUAAAGUAGUGGGCACAAAGCCAUCUUCACUGCCAAUGUGAUAGAUAACAAAUCGUUUUUCUUUUCCUGGAAAUAAUUAUUUCAUAUAGUAUUCAAGAAAACUAAUAAUGUCACAAGGAGAGUAUCUAACAGUUUUUGGUUCCAAAUCGACCAGAUAAAGCUAAGUUUUCAGCGUGGGCUCAUAGAUUCAGGUUGCUUGACACCAUUUUUACAACACAAAUGACGAAUUAGUUAGAUACACGUACCUGACGGAUUCGUCAGGUCAGUGGUUAUUCAUCUAAGAAGGCUUAUCUUGCUGAUUUAAUUGUAGAUUCAGCCCAUACUUUAGGUUUUGUAUGUCCUGCAUUUAUCCAGGU
Messenger RNA from Acanthoscelides obtectus, 3732 nucleotides. The record is from the annotation of a GenBank genome assembly. NCBI's taxonomy places the organism in Eukaryota, Metazoa, Arthropoda, Insecta, Coleoptera, Chrysomelidae.